UCCGCACGUGUAAACGUCGCUGGACAGUUCCUUCUGAAUUUCUGUUGAACAAUGGACCCAUAAAUAAACAUUAUCUGGAGGUUUUUUCAAAGUCACAACUACAGUCAUUCUUCGGAAAAAGGCAAUUAUCGGCUAAACUGUUGGCGGGAUUGUUUCCAUCAGUAACCACGGCAACACAAUCCAAGCGCAAUCAUGGAGAUUAUUGCGGACAAGGUCGACCAUCUAUACAAGUUUUAUCUGCACACCCUGACACUAAGUGAUCCCCGUGUGGCAGACUGGUUAUUGUUGGAUUCCCCAUGUUGGACAAUCGGCAUUGUUCUGCUCUAUUUACUCAUUGUCUGGUUGGGGCCAAAGGUCAUGGCCAACCGUGAACCCUUCACCCUCAAAUGGUCCAUGAUGGCCUAUAACUGCGUGUGUAUGGCAAUAUCGUUUCAUAUUUUUAAAGAGAAUGUGAUUUGCGGGUAUCAACUUGGUUAUAGUCUGACCUGCCAGCCAGUUGUCUUCAGUUACAAUGAAUUUGAACACAGGAUAGCAAAGUCCCUAUGGUGGUUCUACUUCUCCAAGCUGGUGGAAAUGUUAGACACUGUCUUCUUUAUCUUGAGGAAGAAGAAUAGUCAACUUACGUUCCUCCAUGUUUAUCAUCACGCCAGUAUGUUUGGUCUCUGGUGGAUCGGUAUGAAGUGGGUAGCCGGAGGACAGUCGUGGUUUGGUGGGACGUUGAACUCUUUCAUUCAUCUAAUUAUGUAUUCGUACUACCUCCUCGCUGCCAUGGGACCAAGAAUGCAGAAGUACCUCUGGUGGAAGCGCUACCUCACACAGCUUCAAUUUGCGCAGUUUGUGAUUGGUCUGAUCCACGCCACACAGUCCCUCUAUUUCCAGUGUGACUUCCCUGUCUGGAUGCAGUGGGCGUGCAUCCUCUACGGCAUCACCAUCUUCUCCCUCUUCAUCAACUUCUACGUCCACGCCUACAUCCGUAAAGAGCGCCUCCCCAAGGCGGAGAGAGCGGAGGGAAAGAAAUCCUCGAACGGAGUAUCUACCUCAAACGGGAAGGUAGAUAGUAAAAAGACCAAGUAAAAAGAAAUCCUUUUUUGUAUCAACUGUUUUUUUUUUAAUUUGAAUUGGUGAUUGAGUGACUGUAGUAGUAGAUUCUUUUGUGUAGGUGAGUUUUAUCUUUUUAAUGAUUCUGAAUCUGUCAGUACCAAAUCUUGCUCAUACCUCGAAAAUAGAGGUUCUUUUAAUUUUUUUACGGUAUAUUUUUAAUAGGUAUUUAUUAGUUUCCUUCAGAGACCUAGUUUUAAAUUACACUCAAUGUAGCACCAUGGACAGAAAUUUGAUACUGCUUAAAAAAAAAAAGGGAUCUUUUUAUCUUGAUUCCUUGAUAGAUUUAGCUUGAUAGACAAUUGUAGGAUUUUCUGAGGAACUGGUGAUGCUGCGUGCACAAAUGCAACGGGGCCGCAAGGAGACAUGCGCAACAUUUUGUAACAACUUUUUACAUUCAUUGAAUACGAAGUACACGUUGAAGAGCGUCAGUUGAUAACAAUACGCGAUUGCUGCCUGUUUUGUCAACCGACAAAAUGGCCUCACACCGGGCCGUGUAAACACACGCUGUUUUGUCAACUUACAAAAUGGCUGCAUGCACGCAUGCAGUGCCACGGUUACAGGCCAGUGCGCCCUCUAGUUCUUAUAUAUAACUCUGGAACGCUAAGAUCUAUUUGUGACUUCUCAGGAUUCUUAUUGAAGUAAUUAACUGACUGCCAGUAUGGAAUGAGUAUUUACAUUUGAAUUUCAUUCAGGUUUUGUUUGCAAUUCUUGUAUUCUUAUUGGGUUUUUUUGUAAACAUUUUUUAUUGAUCUUUUUCAAAUGUUUGAGUCUGGAUUUGAAAAUAAAUUUAGUAUUAUCCCAAGAGGUUGAGUUUAAAAUUGGAUAGUGUUAGUGCAAUAAAUUUUAUUCCGAAACAUGUUUUUACCAGAAUGCAACUUCAUAGAGUUGCUUCAGCAAAGAAAGUUGCUCUAAACACACUCAAAAUCAUGCUUACCAGAGUCAGGUUACCAGCCGAAAUACCAUUCCACAUCACAUGUGGUUGGUAACCUGCUCGUUUUUGCUUAGCUGGAAAUUGUAGAACACUAUUUGCUGCUGACACAGUAGUCACACUGCAGCGAUAAUGAAAACGGUAAGGCUAUUUUUCCUUGUGUUAUUAUCAGAUUUUGCUCAAAAAUGUGUUGUUAUCUAAUUUGUCCUCAAAUUUUGCUCAAAAUACACAAAAAUAUAUAUAGCCUUGUGUACAUUGUACUUUGAUCAUAAUUACACAAGGCUAUAUCCUUGUAUAAUUAAAAAAAAUUGCUCAAAUUUAUACAAGGCUAUUAUGAACUUUUCGCUCAUAGUACUUAUCAAUUUUUUGCUUGAAUAAGUGAAAAGUUGUACACUUUUUCGAGCGAAAAGUUCACAAGCCUUGUACACUU
Asterias rubens (European starfish) is the source of this 2459-nucleotide messenger RNA. RefSeq names its product elongation of very long chain fatty acids protein 4-like. The transcript is spliced from 7 exons. NCBI's taxonomy places the organism in Eukaryota, Metazoa, Echinodermata, Asteroidea, Forcipulatida, Asteriidae. Gene Ontology annotation, cellular component: endoplasmic reticulum membrane. Gene Ontology annotation, biological process: very long-chain fatty acid biosynthetic process; fatty acid elongation, polyunsaturated fatty acid; fatty acid elongation, monounsaturated fatty acid. The coding region runs from base 193 to 1074 and encodes 293 amino acids. The record is from RefSeq and is a predicted model, not a curated record. Gene Ontology annotation, molecular function: fatty acid elongase activity.